AUGUCCACUCCAUUUGGUGUCGAUUUGGGAAAUGACAACACAGUCAUUGCCUGUGCGAGAAACAGAGGAAUUGACAUUAUCGUCAACGAAGUCUCCAACCGUUCCACUCCUUCCUUGGUGGGUUUUGGUAUGAAGAACAGAUUUAUUGGUGAAUCGGCCAAGAACCAGCAAACUUCCAACAUUAAGAACACCGUUGACAACUUGAAGAGAAUCUUGGGCUUGAACUACUCCGACCCAGACUUUGAGAUUGAGAAGAAGUUUUUCACUGCUCCUUUGGUUGAAAACGAGGAUGGCCAGAUUAGCGCCAAGGUCAGAUUUGCCGGUGAACAACAGGAAUUCACCUCGACCCAGUUGACCGCCAUGUUCUUGAACAAGAUCAAAGACAUCACUGCCAAGGAAACAAAGGGCAACAUCGUCGACAUUUGCUUGUCUGUGCCAGUUUGGUACACCGAGAAGCAAAGACGUGCUGCUUCCGAUGCUUGCAAAAUCGCUGGCUUGAACCCAGUCAGAAUCGUCAACGAAGUCACUGCUGCUGCCGUCGGGUACGGUGUUUUCAAGCAAAACGAUUUGCCCGAGGACAAGCCUAAGAUUGUGGCUUUUGUUGACAUUGGCCACUCUUCCUACCAAGUUUCCAUUGCCGCUGUCAAGAAGGGUGAGUUGAAGAUCUUGGGCUCCGCCUGUGACAAGCACUUUGGUGGCAGAGACUUUGACCACGCUAUUGCCAACCACUUUGCCGAGGAAUUCAAGGGCAAGUACAAGAUUGACGUGAAGGAAAACCCAAAGGCUUUCUACAGAGUUCUUGCUGCUUCCGAAAAGGUCAAGAAGGUUUUGUCUGCUAACAGCUCUGCUCCAAUCAACAUCGAGUCGCUUAUGAAUGACGUCGAUGUCUCUUCCUCUUUGACCAGAGAGGAGUUGGAGGAGUACGUCAAGCCUUUGUUGGAGCGUGUGCAUGUUCCUAUUGAGAUUGCCUUGAAGGACGCUGGCAUCACCACUGACGACAUCGAUUCCAUUGAAGUUAUCGGUGGUUGUACCAGAGUUCCUUCUUUGAAGGCCAAGUUGAGCGAGAUCUUCGGAAAGCAAUUGUCUUUCACUUUGAACCAAGACGAAGCCAUUGCCAGAGGUAACGCCUUCAUCUGUGCCAUGCACUCGCCAACCUUGAGAGUCAGACCUUUCAAGUUUGAGGACUUCAAUCCUUACUCGGUUUCCUACUUCUGGGACAAGGAGGAAGAAGAUGAGGACCACAUGGAAGUUUUCCCAAGAGGCGGUACUUUCCCAUCCACCAAGAUCAUCACUCUUUUCAGAAAGGGUGACUUUGAAGUCGAGGCCAAGUACACCAACAAGGAGGAGUUGCCAGCUGGUGUUGAGCCUCAGAUCGCCAAGUGGACCAUCAAGGGUGUUGUUCCUAACGAAGGCGAGACUUCUAUUGCCACCAAGUUGAAGUUGAGAAACGACCCAUCUGGUUUCUACACCAUCGAAUCUGCUUACACCGUUGAGGAGAAGUUGGUUAAGGAAUUGGUUGAGCCUAAGGAAGGUGAAGAAGUUGACCCAGAGGCUGAGCCUGAAUACAAGGAAGUCAAGAAGUUGGUUAAGAAGAACGACUUGACCAUUGAAAUGACCAGCGCUGCUUUGCCAGAGGACAAGAGACAAGCCUUGUUCGAAAAGGAAAGCGCUUUGGUUGUUGCCGACAAGUUGGUUGCCGACACCGAGGACAGAAAGAACGCCUUGGAGGAGUACAUCUACGAGUUGAGAGGCAAGUUGGAGGACCAAUACAAGGACUUUGCUUCUGACGCCGAGAAGGAGAAGUUAACUGCUUUGUUGAUGAAGACCGAGGACUGGUUGUACGAUGACGGUUACGACUCGACCAAGGCCAAGUACAUCGCCAAGUACGAGGAGUUGGCUUCCAUUGGUAACCUUAUCAAGGGCCGUUACCAGGCUGACGUUGAGGAAAAGAAGCAGGCUGUCAGGCAAAAGCAGGAGGCUGCUCAGAUGGCCGCUAUGGCCGAGAAGAUGGCUGCUGCCAGAGAGGCUUCUAAGGGUGGUGAGAAGCCUGAAGACAUGGAGGUUGACUAA
Molecule: messenger RNA, 2070 nt
Organism: Clavispora lusitaniae ATCC 42720
Lineage: Eukaryota; Fungi; Ascomycota; Pichiomycetes; Serinales; Metschnikowiaceae
Gene: MSI3
Product: adenyl-nucleotide exchange factor
Biological process (GO): protein folding
Cellular component (GO): nucleus; cytosol
Molecular function (GO): ATP binding; ATP-dependent protein folding chaperone
Source: RefSeq, a predicted model, not a curated record